Messenger RNA from Miscanthus lutarioriparius, 5460 nucleotides. Lineage: Eukaryota; Viridiplantae; Streptophyta; Magnoliopsida; Poales; Poaceae. The record is from the annotation of a GenBank genome assembly.
AUGGAGGAGGCCAUGCGGACAACCCCGGAUGCUGUGCUAGGCGAGGGCUACAAGGAUAUUGAGGCUAUUGAGGGUCAGAAGGAUGGUGGAACUUGUUAUGGUGAAGGUGGCAAUGUUAUAGUGGCAGAUGAGCCCGUGGGGAUUUCUGAAGACCCCAACCAACCCGAUGUUGCUAAGGCUGAUGAGCCAGAGGAGGGUGCUGAUGUAGAGGGGCAAACUAAUGUCAUUAGUGCUGCUGUGGAUCUUCUCACAGAGGUGGGUGCUGCUGUGUCAUCCUCCACACGGGUGGAUGAUCUCAUGGAGGUUGGCAUGCAAACCAAAGUGGUUAGUGCUGCUGCGGAUGAUCUCAUAGAGGUGGGUGCUGCCCUGGUAUCAUCCACGGAGGAUCGCAUAGCGGUGGCUGCUUGCCUGGUUAAUGAUGACUGCAAUAUAGUUUUCACUGGAGGUGUGCAUUGGUCGGAUGACCAAACUGAUCAGGAGUUUGGUGGUGGCUCCCUUGACGCUGAUGUGGUCGCUCCCUUGGUAAAUGAUGUACAAGAUGACAGUGGAAGGAUGUAUAUGGAUGUUGCAGCUAAUGAUCACGUGCAUGCUCAGGAUCAGGAAAGCCCACAGUUAGAUGUGGCGACAGCUCUGUUAAAUGAAGUGGAAACAGAGCUUGUGGAAGCUGGAGACCAUGUUGUACAGGACCGCGCAAAUAUGGAUAUGCAGAUCCAAACUGGACAUGACAGCGAGGCAGAACGUGUUGGCGCUAUUGCUGACACUGCCACAGAUGAGGAGGGCAAGCACAUGGGUGAAGUUACCACGACCAGAGAUGAUAGUGAGAAACAUGAUGGGGCAGUCGGUGUUGAUGUGCCUGAUGAGAGAAUACAAAUGAGUAGGGGUGGACUGUCUGGAGAUGAUAAUGAGCAAAAGGAAGUUGCAACAUCUGAUGAGGAUUGUGUGGAAGAGGAAGGCAUGCAGGUGGAUGCAGUAAACAUUACUGGAGACAUGGUUGAGGAAGGCAGAAUUGCUGUUGAAUACAUUGCAGGUGAAGCUGUAAAUGACGAGGGUGGUAUCGAUGUCCCUGAAGAAAAGGCUGCUCAGAUAGACAAGGCUGGUAAUGAUAUCCCUGAAGAAGAGGGUCUCCAAAUGGGGGGAGCUGGCUUGAUUGGCAAUGAUAAUGGGCUGAAAGAGGCUGUGAUAGCUGAUCACGACGGAGUGGAAGAAAAUGCCAUACUGACGGAGGCAGCUGCCACAACUAACGAUGAUGAUGAAGACAACAAAAUUGUUGGUGAAGAUGUUGCAGAAGCUGUCGAUGACAUAACUGGUGAUGAUGUCCCUGAAGAAGAGGCUGCGCAUAUGGAUGAUGACGAUGACGACGACGAGCCUCCUCCUUUAGUGGCAAAGAAAAGUGGAGGGCGUCGUAAGAGAGGCCGUCCAUCUUCCAAGGUACAGGCUGUGGUGAAACCAUCUGUAAAGAGGAAGGAUGAGGAGGAGGUCUGCUUCAUUUGCUUUGAUGGUGGUGAUCUUGUGAUUUGUGAUCGUAGGGGCUGCCCUAAAGCCUACCAUCCUUCUUGUGUUAAUCGGGAUGAUGACUUCUUCAAGUCAAAGGGUCGGUGGAACUGUGGGUGGCACAUUUGUAGCAACUGUCAGAAACCUGCCCGCCAUAUGUGCUACACAUGCACCUUUUCAUUAUGCAAGGCAUGCAUGAAAGAUGCAAAGUUUAGCUGUGUCAGAGAAAAUAAGGGCUUUUGUGAUACGUGCAUGAACACUGUUAUGUUGAUAGAGAAUAGAGAGGAGGCUGCAGACCCAAUGGAGGUGGAUUUUGAUGACAAAAGCAGCUGGUGGUAUUUGUUCAAGGACUAUUGGUUACAUUUGAAGACAAACUUGUCAUUGACAGUUGAGGAAAUAUCAGCAGCCAAGUCUCAGAAGAGUGGAGAAUUACCUGAUACUAAUGAGGAAGAAGUUAAUUUAGAGAGUUCAUCAGGGCGUCAUCUAGAAAACAAUACACCAAAAAAGAGGGGAAGGAAGCGAUCUAAACAAGCUGCCAUUGAGGAGGGUUCUGAAGGAAAAGAGGGCACUAGGAAAUCUGCCAAACGAGGCCUAUCAGGCAUUCAUGAUGCUCAGACUUCCUCAGGGAAAAAGGUUAGAAAAUUACCCAGGCGUUCUUUGAGCAGCCAGCAUUCAUCAAAAGACUCUGAAAGUGUUGGGACUUCUACAUCCUCAGCUGAAGAGGCCAGCUGGGCUUCUAAGGAGCUCAUAAACUUUGUAGCUCAUGCGAGAAAUGGUGAUAAGUCUGUGAUCAGUCAGUAUGAUGUUCAACCCCUUUUACUUGACUAUGUCAAACGCAACAAUCUGCGUGAUCCUCGUCGGAAAAGCCAGAUAAUUUGUGAUUCUUUGCUCCAAAGUCUCUUCGCAAAAGAACGUGUUGGGCAUUUUGAGAUGCUUAAGCUUCUUGAAUCACAUUUUCCCACGAGUGAGGUUUCACCAAUCGAUGCUGUUGAAAAUCAUGGUGGUGUAGUAGACCCUGAUCCUAGUCAGGAUGCUGAUGGUAACAGUGAAGCUUCAGUUGUUAUGAGUUCAGAAAAAAGAAGAAAAUCACGUAAGUAUGACCUGAGACAUCAGCCUAAUCUUGAUGACUAUGCAGCAAUAGAUAACCAUAACAUUGGCUUGAUGUACUUACGUCGCAACCUAAUGGAAGAAUUGAUUGGUGAUGUUGACACAUUUGAUGAGAAAGUUGUUGGAUCAUUUGUGAGAAUAAGAAUACCUGGUACAGGGCAAAGGCAAGACAUUUAUAGACUUGUACAAAUUGUUGGGACUGGAAAAUCUGCAGAAAAAUAUAAAUUUGGGAAAAGGACUACUGAUAUAACGCUAGAGAUACUAAACUUAGACAAGCGGGAGGCAGUAACUAUUGACAUAAUCUCAAACCAGGAGUUCACUGAGGAGGAGUGCAAACGCUUGCGUCAAAGCAUAAAGUAUGGGUUCAUUCCAAGACUGACAGUGGGAGAGGUUCAGGAGAAGGCAAGGGUUCUCCAAACUCUAAAAGUCAAUGAUUGGAUUGAAAGCGAAAAGAUGCGACUUGGCCAUCUUCGUGACCGUGCAAUAUUCACGCUUAGGGAAUGUGUAGAGAAGCUGAAAUUGCUAAGCACUCCUGAGGAGCGUGCUCGUAGGCUGAAUGAAGAACCUGAAAUACAUGCUGACCCUGCGAUGGAUCCAUAUUAUGAAUCUCCGGAGGAACAGGAGCAGGAAAUUGAAAGAAGUAGCUUCAAUAAGUCCAGAGGUUCUUUCUCGAGGAAAGAUGGUAAUCUUGUGUCUCCAGGUAAAGGAGAUGGUAGAAAUGCUGUACAGCGAGAUCCAAAAACCAACUGGGAAUCUAAUCGAAACACAUGGGCUGAAUCGAGUUCUCAUAUGGAAUCACCCCUUUCACGGAGGUCCACAUUUUCUUCUCAAGGCGAAAGUGCUGGUUAUACAAGUAAAUCAGAGAGCCCAAACAUUGGUGCACAAACAGUUAAACUGGAAGGCACCACGCGCAGUGCUCCACAAGAGUCACCUGGUGCCUCAUCUGGAAUUUUAGCUACUAACAUAGGUUCAGGGGCAAAAACUGCAUCUGAAUCAGUCAUUAACGACUCUGAGAAGAUCUGGCUGUACAUGGAUCCUUCUAAUAAAAUCCAAGGUCCUUUCUCAAUCAUACAGCUGCGGAAAUGGAACAGCAAUGGGUACUUCCCUCCUAGUUUGAAGAUAUGGAAAGCUAGUGAGAAGCAGGAUGAUUCCAUUCUAUUGACUGAUGCUUUGGCAGGGAAGUUUGAGAAAGAUCUUCCACCAUGGGAACCACCACAUGUUAGUUUGUCUCAAAUUAGCAAAACCCCUCUUGAGCAAAGCACAAUAGCUGGUGAACAAACUCCAAAAUCAGUAGUUGCAAAGUCUUUCUCAAGUAGUGAUCAAAGACAUGAUUAUAGUUCAACGAACCUUGGAACAACCAUGAUCCAUUCGGGCACACAAGGUUAUUAUGGGAUGCAAAAUUCUCAUGCAGCAUACACAAGCCAACAAUCUCUUACUGGAAGUUGGAAUGCUACGUCAAGUCAGUUUGGGGCUGCAGUAAAUCCUGUGACACCUACCCAGCCUGCCAUGGGAAGCUAUUCGGGACAAAAUAUUGUUGCUGCAGAAAAUAUCGGUCAUUUAACUCCUGGAAUGGCUCCUGCAACUGCAAAUGCAGAAAUGGUUAAUUCAGAUUUGACCUCCCAGAACCAAAUAUUAUCUUCUUUACCGCAAACGGAUGACAGAUUAGCUGAUGGCAUUGAAUCCAAAUCAGGAGAAGAUGUUUCACAUGGAAGAGUGAGCUCUUCAGCUGAAGCUAUCGGACAACUGGGUGCACAGCUUGGACCAGCACAACUGAACACUCAGCAACUUGAAGACACAAGAAACCAGAUGUCAUCCUCCAACUCAAUGAUGCCAUCGCAGAUGAUGUCAACACCAUCUGCUGCAUCAGUACAGCCUUCAUUGACAACCAUUGCUGGCAGUGAUAAUCAAAGCAGUGGGUGGGCUGUACCUGCACAAGUGGCGAACACACCUGGCCAAUCUCAGAUAACUGGAAAUAUGACCUGGGGAAAUACACCUCAGGGUGAUGCAAGCUUAGGUUGGGGAAUGAUGGGACAGAGCAAUAUGAAUAUGCCUUGGGUAGCAUCAGCUCAAGGUGCUUCAGGCUACAACAUGGGUGUAGCCAUGCCAACGCAGCCAAAUGCAGUUCCAAACAUGGGUUGGUUACCAAAUCCAGGAAACACCAGCAUGAACAUGAUCUGGGCUGCAACUCAAGGCCAGGGGACUCCAAAUGCAGCUGCUAUGAUGGGAGGUCAGAUGCAAGGAGUCGCAAUGGCCCCUUGGGGUGGUGUUGCAGCAGGAAAUGCAAAUUCUUAUCCUGCCUGGGGAAACCAACAAGCUGGAAACAUGAACCAAAACGUCGGCUGGAGUGCUCCUGUGCAGGGAAAUCCGGGUCAGGCUAAUAACAACAUGAACUGGAAUGCACCAAAUGGUAAUCCUAAUUGGAAUAAUCAGCAGAGAGAGAAUGGGGGCAGGCACUCUGGACACCUUGGUGCUUUUAGUGCUGGCGACUCAGGCGGAAGGUCAUGGAAGCAACACUCUGGUGGUGAUGGGGGGUCAAGAGGGCAUAGAGUACCUGCAGGUCCACGUGGAGUCUGCUGGACAUAUCUUGAGAAAGGCAACUGCUGGAAAGUUGACUGCAGAUACGACCAUCCAACAAACACAGAGGGAUAUCCAUCCAGGCCUGAUCGGCAUUACGGUAGGCAGCAUUCGGGCAAUGAGAGGCGAUAUGAGAAUCACAAUGAGAGAAAUGGUCGACAGUUUGAUAGGCAGCCUUCGGAUAAUGAAAGGCAGCAUGAUAGGCCUGAUGACAUGCAUGGUGGCAGGGAUGACGAUAGGCAUGAUGACAGGCAGGCUGAUAGGUCUCAGUCAAGAGAGCCGCGUUAG